This is a messenger RNA of Quercus lobata, 2091 nucleotides long. It is a transcript of the gene WRKY14, whose product is annotated as WRKY DNA-binding protein 14. Gene Ontology annotation, biological process: regulation of DNA-templated transcription. The coding region runs from base 394 to 1809 and encodes 471 amino acids. Lineage: Eukaryota; Viridiplantae; Streptophyta; Magnoliopsida; Fagales; Fagaceae. The transcript has 3 exons. The record is from RefSeq and is a predicted model, not a curated record. Gene Ontology annotation, cellular component: nucleus. Gene Ontology annotation, molecular function: transcription cis-regulatory region binding; DNA-binding transcription factor activity.
CUCUCUUUGUUGCGUAUGAAGAAGAGCUGGUAUGUGUGAAAAGUCAGCGACUCUCUUUCUUCAAAACCAUUCUCUUUGUUUUUGAGAAGAACAAUCAGUUUCAACCUUCAAAAAAACUUGUUUGUUUCUUUGUUUGCUUGCUUGUUUAUCUGCUUCCUAGCAAAUAACCAAAACCCAUUUCCCCAGAACAAAGUAUAUAUUUUUGUUUUUGUUUUUUUGUUCUUCAUAGCUUAAUCAAACAACAACAACACACACCCAAAUAACAAACCCGAGGGUUGCAUGCUCUUUACGUCUGUUGGGUACAAAAGAAAAAGAAAUCUCUGACUACCCUUUAAUUCCAAAUGACACUCUUUCUCUCAUACUUGUUCUUGCUUUUGCUUUUGCAUUAAAAGUAUGAGCAUCAGUUUGUUUAUGUCAAGGAUGGACAAUUAUCAAGGUGAUUUGACUGACAUAGUUCGAGCUAGUGGAGGGCCAUAUGGUUGUAUUACAGGCAAUUCUUCACAACCCAUUUCUGAGUGGCAGUUUCCUUCGGAUCCCAUGAUUUUUCCUUCCAUACAAGAGCAGCCUAGAGAUAAUUUUGGCGAUCCAUUCUCUAAUAUGCGAGAUCCACUUCUCAAUGAGCUCCAUUUAUCAUCCAGUUCUAGCUUCUUUGGCAGCUCCAAUUCUGCUGAUGUUAUUGGUACUGCUACUUCAAGUGUUGAGGAAAGUCACACGAGUAGUUUUACUGGUUUACACGUUGAUGUUGGUGGUGGUGUUGGUUCUAGUAGUAGCUCUACAAGUAUUAAUGUUCUUGACCUCGAUGAGAUGAAAAGGCCUUGUAAUAUAUUUUCAAGGAUGCUUCAGAUCUCUCCUAAUAAUGCAAAGUUGUCUGUGUCCCCAUGUGGUUCACCAGUGAUGGCUGCUAAUUCCCCUAGGGGAAUUAAGGCUCCUGCUAUGCUUCCAAGUGACAUUCUUAGUGUUCCUAAUAGCUCCAAGCCUUGCUUCAUGGACAACACCGCAGUGCAGAUCUCAUCUCCCAGGAAUCCAGGUAUUAAAAGAAGGAAGAGCCAGGCAAAGAAGGUGGUUUGUAUUCCAGCGCCAGCAGCUGCAAAUAGCAGGCCAAGCGGAGAAGUAGUUCCUUCUGAUCUGUGGGCUUGGAGAAAGUACGGUCAGAAACCCAUUAAAGGUUCUCCUUAUCCAAGGGGCUAUUAUAGAUGUAGCAGCUCAAAGGGAUGUUCAGCUAGGAAACAAGUGGAGAGAAGCCGGACUGAUCCAAACAUGUUGGUAAUUACAUACACAUCUGAGCAUAACCAUCCAUGGCCAACUCAGAGAAAUGCUCUUGCUGGCUCAACCAGGUCUCAGCCAUCAAAGACCAAUGUUACUUCAAAGAACUCACAAGGUGCUCAGCUAGCUCAGAAGCCAACUAGUCCAAAGGAAGAACAAAGGGAGAGCAGCAAUGACAACAAUGUGUCUUCUGUUGUUGCUGGAAGCUCAACAACAAGUGCAUCUGUUAAGGAAGAGAUUGAGGAUAUUGAUAAGCAAUUGGAGAUGGACAAUGAUGGAGAAUUCAGUAAUGAUCAAGGGUUUGCUUACAGGCCAGCAAUGAUAGUAGGGUCUAACCAGUCUGAUCAGGAUUUCUUUGCUGAAUUAGGAGAAAUUGAGACUGACCCUUUAGACCUCUUGUUCAAUCAAGGGUUUACAGGAGAUCAUGAACAGAAAGAAAGCAAGGCCAUGGAUCCAUUCAGCCUGUUUGAUUGGCCUUCAGGAGACAACACCAACACCAACACCAACACCACAAACUUAUUUGGAGAAGCUAAGAGGGGGUUAUAACAAGACCUUGAAACAACCAAUUCCCCCACUAAUAUAGUCAUUUAGUAGUUCAUACGGUGCAAUUCUGCAUUUCAGGUCCCGCUAUAAACCUUAAACCUUUGGUUUGAAUACUCAACAAAGCAACAAAUUUUACAAUUUUUUUCACAAUUUGUUGAACUGACGAUUAUGAUCAAUGCAGCACAUUACUUUCAUUGGGAAGACCGCUGAUAUCAUUUUCGUUAUACUUCAAUAAUAACUUUCCCCUUCAGCUAUUGUGAAAAUAAUGUAAAAUUUGUUGUGACA